Acanthosepion pharaonis is the source of this 1245-nucleotide messenger RNA. The record is from the annotation of a GenBank genome assembly. NCBI's taxonomy places the organism in Eukaryota, Metazoa, Mollusca, Cephalopoda, Sepiida, Sepiidae.
AUGAUUACUUGGUCUCUCUCUCUCUGUAUAGACCUCACAUAUUAUGUUGAAGAAGGGAAAGGACCUGGUACCUAUUUAGGAGAUAUAGGCAAUUAUGUGAGUGGUCAGAGACAUUUAAUAAGUCCUCCUUACCCAGCCAAUCCUUGGUCCAAUAUUGCUGUUCCUACAUCAAAUGCUGAUAUGAGAGGAAAUAGUCAGCCACCAACACCUCGAUUGCAAUCUCAUCCAUAUUUAACAAAUCAACAAAUAUUAUCAUCUCCAAAGCCACAAUCAGCUGCAGAUUCUGUAUCAGAGAUGUAUCUUCAGGAUGUAGCAUUGCCUUCUGGUAGUGGCAGAAAUAAGAAAAGGACUGACAGGAGACAAGAUUACUCCAGUAGACAAUCUAUAAAGUCUUCUCAAAAUCAGAAUAGACGUGGCUGGAGUGAAGAAGAGACAUUACAAACAGAAAAUAUAACUGAUACAAGUCCUUCUCAAUAUUGUAAUCCCCCUCCAUCACAAAGUGACCUACAACAGACACCAAGGAUGAGGCCCUUGGAACAAACCAUCAGUUAUCCCAGUGAUACUACAAUUGUGGCAAGAGUGGCAGAAGGCAGUUAUGUGAGUGGCCAGAGACAUUUAGUUAGCCCUCCCUACCCAGCCAAUCCUUGGUCCAAUGUUGCUGUUCCUACAUCAGAGGCAGAUAUGAGGAGAAGCAGCCAGCCGCCAACACCUCGAUUGCAAUCCCAUCCUUAUUCAACAACUCAGCAAAUACUAUCAUCUCCAGCACCCAAACCUAACUUAACUGCAGAUUCUGUAUCACAGAUGUAUGUUCAAGAUGUGGCAUUGCCUUCUAGUAGCAACAGGAAUAAGAAAAAUGCUGGUAGGACACAGAACUUUUCCAGUAGAAUUUCUUUGAAGUCUUCUCACAGUGACGAUAGACAAGGUUGGAAUGAAGCAAACACAAGGCAAAUUGAAAGUGUAUACCCAUCCCAGUAUUGUAAUCCUCCUCCUUCACAAUCUGAUCACCAUCAGAUAACAGAGAUGAGACCCUUAGGACAGACUGUCAACUACCCCAGUGAUACAACAAUAGUAGCAAGAGGUUUCUACACACCUUACAUGAAUGAAAACAAUUCCCAUGUAGAUCCAAAGUCUGACUCAGGUGGUGACAACAAUAGUUCAUCUGGUAGACAUUUAUACUCAAGAAAUGUAUCUGCAAGUGGUAGUCAGUCUUCAAUCAACAGACCUCUGCCUCCACUGCCCUCAUAA